AUGGUGGGGCAGAGCCCCCCCUGUGAGAGCAGCAGCACCGUGCUCCUGGAGCCCUUCGUCCAUCAGGUCGGCGGCCACAUGAGCAUGAUGAAGUACGACGAGCACACGAUCUGCAAGCCCCUGGUCUCGCAGGAGCUGAGCUUCUACGAGUCGCUGCCCUUGGCCAUGAGGCAGUUCACGCCCCAGUACAAAGGCACCGUCUCCGUGCACCUCAAGAAGGACAGUCUCGGGAACGUGACGCUCAUCGCCAGCCCCAGCCUGCCGGCGGGGACCUGCGGCCGCCUGGACAACGCCAGCGGUGAGCCUGCGGUGACGAUAUGGCACAAAUGCAAGUGGGCUGCCAGCGCCGGCGCGGGCGGCGAGCACGGCUUCGGCACUUGGAGCCACACACAGGUCACCAAGAGCUUCAAAGACAGCUGCCCAGGGAAGAGGCUAUUGAGGCCAGACCUUCAGUACCGCACAGAUUCGCUUUUGGAAGAUGCAAAUGGAAACCAGCCAGAAAGAGCGAGCUACAACCCCUGGGGACUGCACUGUCACCAGCAGCACCUGAACCGCAUGUCCUCCAAGCACAACGAGAACAAACUGCAUCAGUUUCUAUUGCUUGAAAAUGUGGUAUCAAAAUACAACUAUCCCUGCAUCCUGGACUUAAAGAUGGGAACGCGGCAGCACGGCGAUGAUGCCUCAGAGGAGAAGAAAGCCCGGCACAUCAAGAAGUGUGAACAAAGCACCUCUGCAUCUCUGGGUGUUCGCAUCUGUGGGAUGCAGGUUUACCAAGCAGACACUGGCCAUUUUCUCUGCAAAGACAAGUAUUAUGGGAGGAAACUCUCACCGGAGGGAUUCAGGCAAACCCUGCGCCAGUUCCUGUGCAACGGCAACCACCUGCGGAUGGAUCUCCUGGAGCCCAUCAUCCUGCGGCUGAAAGCUCUGCUCUCUGUUAUCAGGAAGCAAAGCUCUUACAGGUUCUACUCCAGCUCACUUCUCAUCAUUUACGACGGGCAGGAGCCCAAGGAGAACACGGCACCCUUGGAUAAUCACCUUCACUUCCAAAAAACAAACUGCACCACCUCACACAGCACUCAUCACUCCAGAGUCGACGUCCGGAUGAUAGACUUUGCCCACACCACGUUUAAAGGCUCCAAGUGCAAUCACACCACUUAUGAUGGGCCAGACCAUGGCUAUAUUUUUGGCUUGGAGAAUCUCAUCAAAAUCCUUCAGAAUAUCUCAGAAGGAAAAUGA
Messenger RNA from Nestor notabilis (Kea), 1236 nucleotides. RefSeq names its product inositol hexakisphosphate kinase 3 (gene IP6K3). The record is from RefSeq and is a predicted model, not a curated record. Gene Ontology annotation, molecular function: inositol hexakisphosphate kinase activity. Gene Ontology annotation, biological process: phosphatidylinositol phosphate biosynthetic process; inositol phosphate biosynthetic process. Bases 1 to 1236 code for a protein of 411 amino acids. The transcript has 5 exons. Gene Ontology annotation, cellular component: cytoplasm; nucleus. NCBI's taxonomy places the organism in Eukaryota, Metazoa, Chordata, Aves, Psittaciformes, Psittacidae.